Aspergillus candidus is the source of this 256-nucleotide messenger RNA. RefSeq lists its product as uncharacterized. The record is from RefSeq and is a predicted model, not a curated record. NCBI's taxonomy places the organism in Eukaryota, Fungi, Ascomycota, Eurotiomycetes, Eurotiales, Aspergillaceae. The coding region runs from base 77 to 241 and encodes 54 amino acids. The transcript has 2 exons.
AGAUUACUUGCAGCGGAGCUGUCGGCGUUGAAAGCCACAUGGCUAUCUAAAGCCUCGACCGGGGCGUCAAAUACAGAUGACCACUAGCCCGGUUCUCGACAGUCUUUCACACUGUACUCUGUUUUUAUGGACUGGUAUGGUAGAAACCAUAUCUGAUCAGCUGUACUGCAGCUCGAUGGGCAUAUGCGUGUGGAUCCAACUUGUCCAGUGUCUUGAGAUUCAUUUCAGGGCGGACAGCUAAUGCAGGUCUCUGUCG